ACGGCGCUACUUAAAGGCGAGCGCAGCAAGCGGCAGGAGUCGUACAGCACAGCUCCCCAACCGGCAGUGAUCAGCGCGGACAAAAUGAAGUUCCUACUAGCCUUUGCUGUAAUGACCGUUGCGCUGGCUCUGCCAAGGACAAAACGGGCAGCGUACGAGCUGCCUGACGGCGCCGAACUGCUGCUGGGCGGCGUCAAGACCUCGUUCCAGUGCCCGGCCAAGAACGGUUACUUCGCCGAUGUCGACAACGCCUGCCUCAUCUUCCACGUGUGCAACGUGGUCCCCAAAGACGACGGCAGCACCGAGGUGCAGCAGUACAGUUUCCUGUGUGGAAACCAAACCGUGUUCAACCAGCUGAGCCUGACGUGCGCCUUUGCCGAGGAAGCCGUUCCGUGCAACAAUGCGCCCGACUUCUUCUACGUGAACGACAACAUCGGCAACCCGACGGCGCCGUUCCUCACAGAGGCCGACGUGCAGAAGGCGGCUCCACUCAUACCGGGCUUCAGAGCGGGCGGCGGCGCAGGGGCGGAACAACCCGGCCGCAGGCCUUUCUAACAAGGCUCGCACCCAGCAGCACCACCGUUUCCUCUCCCCCACCGGGCCUUUACACGCAGUAGGGCUAUAGUAUUAGCUGGGUUCAGCUUCUAUGGGGCCAAAAAGGGCUAUUAAUCCUCGCCGCAAUAACAUUUUUCAACGACGGACUGCGACGGCCAGACAUAAUCGUCCCGGGAGCCCGGGCCAGUUUUCUCAUUCUUUCGACGGAAGGAAGACAUUCACCGAGGCGAAUCAGCGUGUGUCAACUUGGGAGAAAACUUCAAGCAGGUUGAAGCUUGGACAUUAGCUCGGGCGGAAACACGGCAACCUAACAUUGUCACCUCGGACUUUCCCAUAUUUUUCUUUCUUGUACACCUGUUCUUGCUUCCCGAUAAGUGCGGUUCUUACCAUUUUCCUGUAGUCACAUGUAUAUUUUUUUAAUUCAUGCACAGUUCGUCGACAACGUCAGUUCGGUUGCAAAUGACAUCGCGUGAUAUGCCGCCAUCUGUGCUCUGCGUACCUCAUUUCUUCUCUUGCUAACCAAGACCCAUUUAUUUUGCUUUGGUGAAAGGACAGCCGCAGCCGGGGAAUCCUUUGUCGCUUUUGGUGAAAGGCUUGGCUCGGCGGUGCUUUGCGUGUGAAGGAAAUACUCAUAUGGCAAAUGUGCUACAUUGCAUGCUCGCUUCAUUCUCAUCAUCCUAACCUAAGCGGCGAGGUUGCUUGGAGAAAUGUCUGGUCUUCUGGUGUACUCUUACUCGCUUGCAUGGCUACGAGGAACAAAUGUACAUUGCUCACAUAUUGCAAGAACCUGUACUGUAUACUUUGCUUGCAUAAAAUGUUUUGCUCAGAA
Molecule: messenger RNA, 1384 nt
Organism: Dermacentor andersoni
Lineage: Eukaryota; Metazoa; Arthropoda; Arachnida; Ixodida; Ixodidae
Product: U-scoloptoxin(01)-Cw1a-like
Cellular component (GO): extracellular region
Molecular function (GO): chitin binding
Source: RefSeq, a predicted model, not a curated record